Messenger RNA from Arabidopsis thaliana (thale cress), 2562 nucleotides. RefSeq names its product Seven transmembrane MLO family protein (gene MLO11). Bases 642 to 2363 code for a protein of 573 amino acids. The record is from RefSeq and is marked reviewed. Gene Ontology annotation, biological process: defense response. Lineage: Eukaryota; Viridiplantae; Streptophyta; Magnoliopsida; Brassicales; Brassicaceae. Gene Ontology annotation, cellular component: membrane. The transcript has 16 exons.
AAAUAAUAGAAUAACAUUAGAUACAAACAAAUUAACGAAAGUGAGAGAGUAUCAGAUGAUCAUGUGGAGAAGUUUGUUUUCGGUAUCUGUCGAAUCUUCCUUCUUUCCAUUUUUUCUUGUCAACAUUUAUUAUUUAUUUUUGUUUGGUCGGCCAUUUGUGUCCAAAAAUAAAAAUACGAAAAAACAAGUAUUUUUCACUUUGCUCAAGACCAUCUCUGCACAUGAAGUUAUGAACUAAGUGAGACCAGAAGAACUUCUUUCGAUCGAUUUCUACAGUGAUUCUGUUUGCUCAAGACUACAACUUUGUGUACUUUCUCUUUCAACGAGCUGUGUAUCGUGUACUUCAUGGUGUGUUCCUCUGCUUCUGAUUGAGAUUGAAUCUCCUGUGGUUUUUCAGUUGCUCCGGUGAUCGGCUCCGGUGGAUUGAAAUUUCAAAGCUUUUCCUAAUUUCUUGGAGUCUACAGAUUUCAAAGUUUCUGGGUUACUACCAAAGUAGAAUCUCAGUUUUUGUCUAAGCUAAUCAGAUUUCUGCGAUUCUGAUUGUUAACUAAUCCAAGAACGAUCGAUGGGGGUUUAAAGUUGAAUUUGGGUCUAGAGGAGGAACUUGUUUUGUUUUUGUGAAGAAUCAGACUUUAAAAGAAAUGGGAGAAGGAGAAGAAAAUGGAAAUGAAGCAGAUUCAAAUGAGAGAUCUUUGGCAUUGUCACCUACUUGGUCUGUUGCUAUUGUCUUGACUGUUUUCGUUGUUGUUUCUUUGAUCGUUGAGCGCUCCAUUUAUCGUCUCAGCACUUGGUUGAGAAAAACAAAGAGGAAACCUAUGUUUGCUGCAUUAGAGAAGAUGAAAGAAGAGUUGAUGCUGCUUGGCUUCAUUUCACUUCUAUUAACAGCUACCUCAAGUACAAUAGCCAAUAUAUGUGUCCCUUCAAGUUUCUACAAUGACAGAUUUCUUCCGUGUACACGAUCUGAGAUCCAAGAGGAGCUCGAAAGCGGUUCAACUGUCAAGCGGAAUCUUUUAACAAAAUCCCUCUUUUUCAACAUCUUUAGGAGAAGGUUGGAUGUCAUAAAACGAACCACCUGCAGCGAGGGGCAUGAGCCGUUUGUUUCAUAUGAAGGCCUUGAACAGUUGCAUCGCUUCAUCUUUAUAAUGGCAGUUACUCAUGUAACUUAUAGCUGCUUGACCAUGCUCCUUGCAAUCGUCAAGAUUCAUAGUUGGAGGAUAUGGGAAGAUGUAGCUCGUCUAGAUAGACACGAUUGCUUAACUGCGGUGGCACGUGAAAAAAUAUUCCGAAGGCAAACAACGUUUGUCCAGUAUCAUACAUCAGCACCUCUGGCCAAGAAUAGAAUUCUUAUAUGGGUGACAUGUUUCUUCCGGCAAUUCGGACGUUCUGUUGAUCGUUCUGACUAUCUUACUCUCCGCAAAGGAUUCAUUGUGAAUCACCACCUCACAUUAAAGUACGAUUUUCACAGCUACAUGAUUCGUUCUAUGGAAGAAGAGUUCCAAAGGAUCGUUGGUGUGAGUGGGCCGCUUUGGGGUUUCGUAGUUGCUUUCAUGCUCUUUAACAUAAAAGGAUCAAAUCUUUACUUCUGGAUAGCGAUUAUUCCUGUAACCCUUGUUCUUCUGGUUGGUGCUAAGUUGCAACACGUAAUAGCAACUUUGGCAUUGGAGAAUGCCGGGUUAACCGAGUAUCCUUCCGGAGUAAAGCUGAGACCUCGAGAUGAACUUUUCUGGUUCAAUAAACCAGAACUACUCUUGUCCCUUAUCCAUUUCAUUCUGUUUCAGAAUUCUUUUGAACUGGCUUCGUUCUUCUGGUUCUGGUGGCAGUUUGGGUACAGCUCUUGCUUCCUUAAGAACCAUUACCUUGUUUACUUCAGACUUCUUUUAGGGUUUGCUGGACAGUUUCUAUGCAGCUACAGUACACUGCCACUAUAUGCACUAGUCACUCAGAUGGGAACGAACUAUAAAGCGGCUCUUAUACCUCAGAGAAUAAGAGAGACGAUUCGCGGUUGGGGUAAAGCAACGAGAAGGAAAAGAAGGCACGGGUUAUAUGGCGAUGAUUCAACAGUUAGAACAGAAACAAGCACAAUUGCAUCACUUGAAGAAUAUGAUCAUCAAGUGCUUGACGUUACUGAAACUUCUUUCGAACAACAACGGAAACAACAAGAACAAGGUACUACUGAGCUUGAGUUGCAACCAAUCCAACCUCGUAAUGAUUGUGUACCCAAUGAUACUUCAAGUAGAGUCGGAACACCUCUUCUUCGACCUUGGCUCUCCAUUUCUUCACCAACAACGACCAUAGAGUUGAGAUCAGAACCUAUGGAAACACUCUCGAGAUCGUCUUCCUUGCCAAGUGAGAAGAGAGUCUGAAUAUAAAUAAGUUCGUAGGAGUAACAGUAGAAAACAAGUAUGUCUCGAUGAACAUAGAUUGAAAACUUACAUCAAUCAAGUGUUAGCAACACUAAUAUUUGUAUGUGCUCUACAAAAAAAUUAUAUUGCAAUAUUGAGAAACAUUUAAAUUUGUUAGAACCAAAACCAAAUCUUACCUUUUGUUUAAGCUAAGAUUUAU